UUUCCAGUUCCCGGAGCCAGGCGCAUGCGCAGUUUGUGAAAGUAUGCGGACCGCGGAGUGUAGGGAACAAUAAUAAAGGAAGAUCGCAGGACAGACAGAAACAUGUCGAAAGGCCCCGCUGCUGCGAGCUCUUCGUCCGGAGCCGCCGCUGCCACACCUACCCCCAUCGCCACAGGCUCCGUGUCUCCUGCCAGCGCGCUGCACGCACAGCCAGAGAAACCGCAGCACUACACGUACCUGAAGGAGUUUCGCACUGAGCAGUGUCCUCUCUUUGUGCAGCACAAGUGUUCCCAGCAUCGGCCCUUCACCUGUUUCUACUGGCACUUUGUAAACCAGCGGCGUCGCAGGCCUAUCCGCCGCCGGGACAGCACCUUCAACUACAGCCCGGACAUCUACUGCCCUCAGUACGAGGAGGGCUCAGGCACCUGCCCUGACGGUGACGACUGCCCAUUCCUGCACCGCACCGCAGGCGACACCGAGAGGCGCUACCACCUUCGCUACUACAAGACAGGCACCUGCAUCCACGAGACAGACGGUAAGGGCAACUGCAGCAAGAACGGGCCGCACUGCACCUUUGCACACGGACCACAGGACCUGCGCGCACCCGUCUACGACAUCAGGGAGCUCCAGGCGAUGGAGGCAAUGCAGAACGGACAGGCCGCUGCUGAGGGCAGUGCUGAGGGGCAGCCAGCCAUUGCGGCCAGCUAUGCCCUGAUUGAGAAGAUCCUUUGUGAAGAGCCCCGGUGGCAAGAGACCAGCUAUGUGCUGUCCAGUUACAAGACGGAGCAGUGCAAGAAGCCCCCCCGACUGUGUCGCCAGGGUUACGCCUGUCCCUACUACCACAACAGCAAGGACCGUCGCAGGGUCCCCCGCAAGCACAAAUACAGGUCGCUGCCCUGCCCCGGGGUGAAGCAUGCUGACGAGUGGGGUGACCCCAGCAAGUGUGAGAGCGGAGACGGCUGCCAGUACUGCCACACACGCACAGAGCAGCAGUUCCACCCAGAGAUUUACAAAUCCACAAAAUGUAACGACAUGCAGCAAGCUGGCAGCUGCCCACGCGGACCCUUCUGUGCCUUCGCUCACAUGGACCAGCCCUUAUGCAGUGAUGAGGCCCAGUCCACCUGCUCGUCCUCCAGCCCAACGCUUGCAGGCCUGCCCCUCUUCGCCCCUGCAGACUCGCUGCCUGUCAGCCCCACCAGCCCGCACACCUCUGAGCUGCACAGCAUUCUGUCCAGCAGCUGCAGUUCUGUCAACCCCUCCAGUAUGUGUGUCUCACCACAGGGGAUGCUGGGAAGGAUGCUGUGCCAGGAGGCCCCGUUCUUCACAACUGCGGGAGGCGGCUAUGGGAAAGCACCAGGGUUUGAGCGUGAAGACCAGGCAAAACAGAAAGCACAUCCCCUGGAGCAUAGGAGUGGAGACACAGCCCUCUUCCACUGUAGUACUGGACCCACACUGGUACUGUCACGGCACAGUACAACUCAAUCUACCCAUCAAAGAAACGAUGGGCUGGGUCUGCUCCCUGUGGGGAGCCCCCCAGUGUCCAGCAUCUCCUCCAGCAUGACAUCCAGCCUGGCCACAACCCCCCCCAGCCCUGCAGCCAGCAGCACCACCCGUGGCAUGAACGCCAACGCACUGCCCUUCUACCCCACCAGCGACACCGUCGAGUCCGUUGUGGAGUCGGCCCUGGAUGAUCUGGACCUCAAUGAUUUUGGCAUGGCAGUGCUAGAGAAGAGUUUCGACAGCACAACUGCGGCCCACAGCAGCAGCAUCAUGAUCAGGGGGAGUUUGCUGCAGAGCUCGGCUCCCGUUAACAUCCCUGGCUCUCUGGGUAGCUCUGCCUCCUUUCACUCUGCCUCACCGUCUCCACCAAUCAACCGUUCUCAUUUCAUGCCCUCCAGCCUCCAACAGCACCAGCGCCACCUGAGCCAAUCAGACAGCACCUUUCCACAGGGCUCACUAGGUCUGAACGGGAUGAACAGCAGUAUCUGGGAGCACUUCCCCCCUGGGAACCUCUCCCCCAACUCCUCCCCCACCUUCCUGACAGACGCCAGCUCCGGGGAGCUAACACGACUGCGGCACGAGCUGGAUGAGGCCAGCGGAGCGCUGAAACAGUGGGAGGGGUCCUGGAGGCAGGCCAGACAGGCGUGUGACAUGUGGAAGAGGGACGUGGAGGAGGCAAAUGAGGAUGCAGCCAGCGCAGGCCGGGAGGUUGCUGCGGCGGUCAAGCAGAGGGAGGUGCUGGAGCAGCGAGCGCAACAGCUUCACGAGGAGCUGCAGCGGCUGCAGGCCGGAAAGGAGCCACAGAUCCUUCACUGCUACGAGCAGCUGCAGCUGCUGCCCCUGCCCACGCUGUAUAACCUGCAGACACAACUGCGCUCCGGCCUGGAGAGAGUCGAGCAGGCUGUCUUCCAGCUGCAGAAGGUGAAGUGUCUGCGCUGUCAGGAGGGGAGCCGUGUGAUAUUGCCGUGCCAACACGCUGUGCUGUGUGAGGCCUGCUCCUGCACAGAGGAGUGUCCUGUCUGCCAACCUCCCGGGACACUGAGCCUGCAGUCCUGACCACACUGGCCUUUCUGCAGUAGAUUGAGGAGGGAGACCACUCAUAUCUAAUACUGUUAGAGGUGGAAGAGCCCAUCUGUGUACAAGCUCUAGCUGUUUAGAGGUACCGGCAAGUGGCCACAAGAGCUCCCACUGUGGGCUGAUUUCUGCCAAACUUCAUAUAGAGCAACCACAGUUACACAUCUCUGUAAGACAGAAGGGUCUCAUUUAAGUUCUGUAUAAAGGGCUGAGAGAUUCUUAGAAACAUUAUUUAUUAUCCAGCUCUGUCUUUUACAGGCUGCUUUUGCAGUUUAUCUUACAUAACCGCAGUCUGCUUUUGCAGGUGAUUUGGCAGUAAUCCUUUCUAACAACUGUGGCCUGUUCAAAGUCUAACAUGUAGAAACAUUUAGAUGUUGCCAACUUAGAACCUAUCCUCCAAAGAAUUAUCUAGAACCAGUUUAAUAAGGCGUUGCCAAACCAGUUUAAAACACACACCAGAGAUGACACGCUUUUAUGUUGCUCUGAUUGAGUUGGGGUCCGCUAAUGUAUAAAAUCCUAUAACGCAGCCCUCAAAGGUGGAACUGUGCUGCUGUUCAGCUGUUAAGAAGGAGAACUUUUUUUCUCCUUGUCAUUCCAGGGGGAUUAAUGUUGUGCUUUCCUUGGCCUGUUGGCUCCCAGAGCAGGCAGUGCUGUGGGUGUGUGCCUGUGCAAAGAUCACACACAGAAAGGCGACCUGGCCUACCAGCUGUGCAACAGCAAGAGCACCUGACCAGGAUGCAGUCCACAGCGUUUCAUUGACCAACACAGAGCUGUGACCACAGAACCAGACCAGUUUGAGCCAGUCUUCCAGUCAUAAAAAGGUCCCUACAAAGUGCAUCUUCAUGGUGUACAGGGAUUCAUUUGAGUUUUCUCUUAAAAAGAAGCCGCUUCUUUCUUUGUGAUGUCUUUUCGUUGCAUACAUCAUGUAAUGUAAUAAUGCAACCCUGCCCCCCACAGGGCCAUAUGCAUUCCAAACCUGUAUUUCAUUGCAGCACUAUUUGUGUUUUUCUUUAUAAUAUGUCCUGUAAUGGUAGCUGUUUGAGGCACGAGGAUGACUAAAACAGUAUCCCGUAGCUGGCACUCAGAGCAUCAUGUGUAACUAUUGGCAGGUAACAAACACAUGACUUGAUAUCUUGGACUAAGGUUUAUGUUGUCGGCUACAGAAAGCGGUUAUCAUCGCAGUGCGAGAUCUAUAGUUUGUAAGUGAAAUAUCUUGUGCUUCGAUAGAUAAUCCUAAUCAUUUUAUGAUGCCGUGUUUUGAUUUCUCUGUGUCUGACCUUUCCCCAUGGAAAUUCAAUUCUCUUCACAUUCAAGAAAUUCAGAUUCUGUUUUUCUUUUUAAGUGUGAGUGUACUUCUGCUUGCGAAGCAUUUGUAUUGGAGAUGUCUGAAGGGAAUUUAUAUGAAUAGAACUCGUUCCAGAAUGAUGUUUUUGGAUUUUGUAGAGGAAAAUAAAUCUAUUUUUUGCUAACA
Messenger RNA from Acipenser ruthenus (sterlet), 4045 nucleotides. RefSeq names its product unk zinc finger (gene unk). Lineage: Eukaryota; Metazoa; Chordata; Actinopteri; Acipenseriformes; Acipenseridae. The coding region runs from base 103 to 2556 and encodes 817 amino acids. Gene Ontology annotation, biological process: cell morphogenesis involved in neuron differentiation. The record is from RefSeq and is a predicted model, not a curated record. The transcript has 16 exons. Gene Ontology annotation, molecular function: metal ion binding; mRNA CDS binding.